This is a messenger RNA of Klebsormidium nitens, 1513 nucleotides long. NCBI's taxonomy places the organism in Eukaryota, Viridiplantae, Streptophyta, Klebsormidiophyceae, Klebsormidiales, Klebsormidiaceae. The record is from the annotation of a GenBank genome assembly.
GCGAGCUGGUGCACAGAAUUGCACAGAAAGAAGACUUGCAUUCCAACUUUCACAAGGUGAAGAACUGCCAGGCUUCAAAUCAGCAUUCAGGAAUUACCGUACGGUAGCGCUCUUUUCUCUUAGCACGUUGUUUGAUACAAGGAGCUAGCUGCUUUCGGGCGCCACCAGAUACUGUCGCACACCCGUUGCACAUAGCUCAAAGUCACAAUGGCGAGGCAUUCUGUUCAACAGUCACGGGUCGGGGGCUUGCUACUUCCUGCCCUAGUCGCGGCCUUGUUCUUUGCUGGUCCAGUCUUGGGAGCUGAAGAACUUGCUUUCAACCACACGCUCGGAGGCGUCGACUGGCCUUACAUCCCUGGACUCAACGCCUCCCUGUGCGGCACUGGCACGAUGCAAUCGCCGCUGAACAUCAUUCCGGGCAACACGACGACCGCCUCGACUUUGACUGCCCUGAACCUCUCAUAUGCGACGAACGUGAGCCUUCUCAACGUCACAAACGAGGGAGAUGUCGUGGAGCUGGUGAUCAGCAGUGGCAACAACAGCGUCAAGUUGCCGCCCAGCAUUUACAGCACGACCAACGGGUCCGGCCUCGUCUUGCAACAGUUCCACUUUCACACGCCAAGCGAGCACAUGUUUGACGGCAUCUUCUACGCCGCCGAGAUGCACUUCGUGCACAAGGACAGCGUCACGGGACAGCAGGCGGUGGUGGCCGUUCUGCUGAAACUGGACCCCACGGACACGCGCAAUCCGGACCUCGACAAGUUUCUGCCCUUCACUCCCAACAACUACACCGGGGUACAGCAGGCUCCCGCUAACAGCACGCUGAACCUGACCAACCUGUUCCCGAGCAACUCCAGCUACUGGUAUUACAACGGCAGCCUGACCACCCCCCCGUGCACGCAGAACGUGCUCUGGUUAAUCUUCCAGAACCCCCUAACCUUCUCAGUUAGCCAGCUCCUCACGUUGGAAGUUGCCAAUGCUGGCGGAGAUGGGGCUCGCGCCGACAACCGCCUCGUUCAGCUUUUGAACUCCCGCACGGUGUCGGUGUUCCGGGGUUGAGCGGCUUUGAGAAUAAAGUUCGUCAUUUCGAGCAAGGAGGCACGUCAAGUACUGUAGGCAACCUGUGAUAGGGUCUGAUGCGCCAUAAGUGGUUGUUUCGAAUGGAUCUGGUCAUCUCCGCGGUCUAAAGUGCAAGGGCAGUGUCAAAGGUUCGGACGACAUGUUGGCAACACUAGGCGAGCUGCAUAAGCAUUUGGUAGAAAGAAGUAGGUCUUGUUGUAGCUCGCUGCGCCUCUAGACUUCUAAUUUGCUGUCAACUUGCACGGAUGUGAGGUACAGAUGGUUCUGCGUCAUUUUGCAGUCCAGCACGACUGUCGCAGAUUAUUUGGGAGUCUGUUACUGUUGUAACGGGUCAAACUGGUGUAGGGUUAUGAAACAUAGUAGGGUCUGACAAGUAGUAGUUGAGCCACAUUGUUUGAUCAGCGCGCCUGCAUUAAUGUAGCAUUGCUUGCGG